Messenger RNA from Photinus pyralis (common eastern firefly), 1438 nucleotides. RefSeq lists its product as uncharacterized. The transcript has 4 exons. The coding region runs from base 780 to 1382 and encodes 200 amino acids. The record is from RefSeq and is a predicted model, not a curated record. NCBI's taxonomy places the organism in Eukaryota, Metazoa, Arthropoda, Insecta, Coleoptera, Lampyridae.
UUUUGCGUAUCUACAAGUAGGUAUUAGAAGAAUUAAAGCAUCUUAUUCUCCUUUUUGCUAUUAUUUCAACGUUAUAUGCAGUGGGAGUUGUGAAUUUAAAGUUACUGUCAAAUAACAGCGUUAUACGGGGUGUACCAAACUGUUUGAAAUUCCAUGGACGAGAAGUGCCUAUAUUUUACCGAAGAUCCUUCAAAACAAUCGGACAAUGAGCUUCUUACAUUGAGCCCGCUAAAGAAUUCGUCGACCUAAAACCCUGAGGCAGCCCAACAAGGUCAAGAUAUGGGGGAUCCAAGGCAACAACGGAAAAGAAUUUGCUUCUCGCCCCGUUUUUAAAGAAAUUCUAAAAUGCAUCUAUAGCAAUGGAACAUCUAUGGCGUCGUUGUAGGAAAAUUUAACAACGCCGUAUUUGGUGUGAAAAUAGUGACUUCGCCUCGCCGGAAAGUGAGUUGAUUUAUCGAUUCCUAGGGAUUCUUAUUUCGCUACAGAUAAGGGUCCUUCUAAUUGCGGAAUUGGAUUAAUAACAUUCAGUCGACGCUGUUUAAUCAAUUAGUUGCAUAAUGCGGAAAUGCACAAUAAUUAUACGAAAACAAUAUUAUUCCAAUCAAAUCUAAUCACUAUUAAAACAAAUCGUGACAAUUAUUAACAAGGAAAGUAUCUGAAGGGCUAUUAAAAUUACCUAAGGAUAAUAAUAAUCUUUAGUCUGGCAAAAAGUGAAGUUACUUUCUUUGGAUGGUAUAUAAAGCGAAAUUUCCUCGGUGGUAAGUCAGUUGUGAGUUACAAUGAGUUCCUUGCUUGUGAUGAUUUUGGCGAUUUGUGGUGUGCGAGCUGAGGUCUUCUACAACGGUUACAACGGGCUGUCGGCAGCUGAGAUAGCGGCCGCGGUUUCAGCAGCGAAGGACGCCUCGGCUAAUGUACAUUCGGCCCAGCACCGCGUACAUCUGGCCAAAGAGGAGGUGCUGGCUCGACAAAAGAUUGCCAGCGAGAAACAAGCUGCAGCAGCACUCGCUGUACAGCAUACGGAGGUGGCCGUAGCCGUGCAGAGGCAGCGUGCUAACGCUGCAGCAAACGCUCUUGUUUUAGCUCAGCAGCGUUUGGCACAUGCUAAGGCAGUUGUGGCGGAACAUCAGCGUAUCGCAUCCGAGAAGGAGGCGGCUGCAGCAGCCGCCAUUCAUCAUGCUGCCAACAUUGCCGCCUACCAGAUUAAGAAGAAUGAGAACACCAAUGCUAAAAUCGCCGCGCUGAACUCUGUUGCAACAAACGCUUUCAACCACAUCGCCACAGCAAAGGAUACCACACUAGCCGCAACUUCCGCUGCCAUUCAAGCAAAUGUCGAUCCUUGGCAUUUGUCACAGAAUGUAGUUCAUUUACCCCUUUGGGGUUAACUAACUUAAUACCAAAUUGUGGUUUAUGGGUUUCUAAAUAAAACUUUAUUUUAUUC